AUGGGUGCGAAAAACAAACGCGCUGGGGAUUACUCGAUACUUGAAAGGACGAAGCAAAUCUUCGAGGGUGCUUCGAUGGUGGCGAACCAUCAGAGGCUUGCCGUUUCUCCCCGUGAGCAUUUGGCAUGGGUUCGAGCCUUGAGGGAUCCACCCGUAGGAAGAGAUCAUCCAGCCUACCAGCCAUGUAUGAAUUUCUUAACUUAUUUCGAAGACACCUGGCUGAAAGGGCCGUUUUCUACCAUGUGGUGUAAGCAUAUGGUGCGGGUUCAGCGCACCACGAAUCUUGCCGAAAAUUAUCACGGGCGACUUCGCAGGUUAUGUGGAGGAAGAAAAUAUCCCAGAUACGCUGAACUCGUACGUGUAUUUCAGGCAUUCACCAUGAUCGCAUUGGUCGGCUUAAGGACGUUAGAUGUUACGGCUGAGGGAUAG
This is a messenger RNA of Cylicocyclus nassatus, 429 nucleotides long. The record is from the annotation of a GenBank genome assembly. NCBI's taxonomy places the organism in Eukaryota, Metazoa, Nematoda, Chromadorea, Rhabditida, Strongylidae.